CGUCGCUACUUCGCCCAGGCGGUGGAAUCCCGUCAUGGCAGCUCCCAGCAGCAGUGACGACGUCCGUCGUCCGGUUUGUUUCGAAGGAAAGAUCCGCGCGAGUCCGCGUGCUCGGGUCGCAGAGGCACUGCGAGACGGUCGCGCCCCCUCCCGCGAGUGACCCGGCCGCGCUGUCGGUCUGGACCGCGGAGGCUGGAGGCCUCCCGCCGGGACGACUGUCUGUCUAACCUCAUCUUGGCCCAGUGUUUGUGGUCGGAAGUCGAUGUCCGUGGUGUGUCAGUGUGGCAGUCCGGAAGCGCUCGCCCCCGCGUCUUGCACUCCUGCCGGUGCUUUGGUGCUUCCGCCUUCGGCUCGUUACUCUGCCCCCACCGUCCGCCGCCGUCGCCGUCCUGUCCUGGACUUGGGGCCGCGACCCCCGCCCGCCGCGCAGCUCGCCGGCGUGCUGCGGCGCCAGUUGGGCUGCCUAUCCACCAGGCGCCCCGCGGGGACAGGCGUCACCAUCGGGCUGAGGUCCGGCACCCGCUACAUUCCGCCAGGUCCAUGAUGGCGACGAGGUGCGUCCCGGACACGGGUGGUGCACCUCCUGGAAUGUCGCCCUCGACCACGUCGUCGCCUCGGUGAUGGAGCGUGCGGGCCAGUGGCCGUCCGAGUCCGAGGUGACCCGGGGCCUCGGCCAGGGGGGCGUCUCCAGGCAGCGGGCCAGCGGGGCGUCGUGCCGGGCCAGGGGCGCGGCCUCCGGCACAUCCGGGACCCUCGCGGCCGCGGCCACUCCGCUGCGCCGGCGCCCGCCACCGGGUGACUUCAAGCGGCGCUACGUGGUGCUGGCGCUGCUCCUCGGCGUGGUGGGACUCGGCGUGGUGGUGGGCUUCACCGUGCGCUACGUCACCUCGGUGGCGUACACCAGGCCCGGCGGGGACGGCUCCGAGGCGCUGGUGCCGCCCAACCCGGAGGUGCCGCUGCCGCCCUCCGCCUCCGUCCACCACGUGUUCAAGAGGGGCGCCGUGUGCGCGGACGGCGCGCCCUGCUCCGCCAUCGGCAAGUGAGUACGUGCGGAGGGUGCUGCUCUAGGGA
Frankliniella occidentalis (western flower thrips) is the source of this 1071-nucleotide messenger RNA. RefSeq lists its product as uncharacterized. Bases 621 to 1043 code for a protein of 140 amino acids. The record is from RefSeq and is a predicted model, not a curated record. NCBI's taxonomy places the organism in Eukaryota, Metazoa, Arthropoda, Insecta, Thysanoptera, Thripidae. The transcript has 2 exons.